AUGUCUAAGUACAGAAGAGAAAGGAAAAUUACUUUUUUGUGCAUCUUGCUCUGUUUUGCCAUUUCUGCUUCAGCAUUUAUAUUCUUCAAUCCUGGACAACGUAAAGAAGGAUCUGUUCAUCUUAAAAGUCGUGCGUUGCUUGCCGGCCCCGUGGAUGACUUGGUGGACUGCAUACCCGCCGGAGUGGAUGCCUUCCCCGAUGACUUCCUGAGCCAGGAGCAGCGCCGCCAUGGCGGCGUCGUCGUUCAUUUCAUCAUCUUGGCCUACAUCUGCGCCAUGACAGCCAUCGUCUGCGACAACUACUUCGUGCCCGCGCUCGAAAUCAUCGUCGACAAGCUGAAACUGUCCCCGGAUGUUGCAGGAGCUACUUUCAUGGCUAUGGGAGCAUCGGCACCAGAACUUUUCUCUUCCAUAGCAGGCUCCUUCAUAACAGAGGAUGACAUCGGCGUUGGGACUGUGGUAGGAUCUGCCGUCUUCAACAUCUUGGGCAUCACGGGAGUUGUCGGAAUCCUGCUCUGGAAAGAGGUGCUGGACAUCGACUGGUUCCCCAUCGCCAGGGAUUGCGUUGUGUAUGCCUUGACCGUCUUGACCCUCUUCUUAAUCAUCUCCGACAACAUCGUCCAUUGGUGGGAGUCAUUAACAUUGCUUAUCAUUUUCUUCCUCUACAUUUUUCUCAUGCAUUUCAACAAAAGGAUGGAAAAGACGGCCCAAAAUAUUGAGCAAGCCUGCUUCCGCAGCUGCUGCUUCGGUUCUGGAAAAGACGAGCGACGGCCUCUGCUCCCCGUCAAGUCUGAAUCGUCUGUGAAGGAAGAGGAGAAAAGUCUGAUGGACCCCGAUUUCACCAAGACUGAAAGGGAAACACCCAUAGAAAUAAUAAAUGAAGACGGAGCCGCGAGCCCUUGUCGCAGCGCGUGGCGUGCGGUGAUGUGGCCCGCAUCUCUGCUCUUCCGCAUCACCAUCCCUCCGAUCGGGAACGAGGGCAACAGGUGCUGCUUCCCUCUCACCUUCCUCAUGUCCGUCGUCUGGAUGGGAUCGCUCUCCUACCUCGCUGUCUGGAUGGUCACCAUCAUCGGUUAUACUCUGCUGAUUCCCGACUCCGUAGCCGGAUUGACCAUUUUAGCUGCCGGGGCUAGCGUGCCGGAUCUCAUUGCCACUAUAAUUGUCGCUAAAAACGGCUUGGGCAACAUGGCCAUCAGCAACCUUCUGGGAAGCAACACAUUCGACUUGUCUUUUUGCUUGGCCGCUCCUUGGCUGGUGAAGACUCUUAUAAGCAGAAGGGGGUACCUGCUGGUGUACAGCUCCGCCAUGACCUACACGACGGGUACCCUGCUGGUGACGCUGAUCUCUCUGGUGCUCACUUUCAGACUGUCCGGUUGGCAUCUCAACAGGACUGUGGGCAUCGUUUGCCUGUUUCUGUAUGCUGCGUUCAUCACUCUGGCGUGCCUUUUUGAACUGAACGUCUUCGGAGACAUCAACCUACCCACCUGUUUUUAGGGUUAAAAUGACUAACUUGAGCCAUUUUGAAAGACAGGUAGACUAAUCCGACAUUUUGGUUCUAACAGAAUCCUGUCUUCUGUACCACAUUUGAAAAGCUGUUGCUCAAGUCCCUUAUGGUUAUGCUGGAUCUCCUUUAGACGUAGAAUAACGUCUCAGUGUCUGUAAUGGCACGAACCAUGAAUGGCGUCACAGAUGCAUCAGUGCAAAAUAGAACAAACAUGAAUUGUUUCUCCAGACGUCUUUGAAAAUCAAAGAAUUAAAAUAAUUUCAAUGUCGUCGUAAUUGUUAGGUAUUUUAUUAGUAUGAUAAGGCGUUUAAAAAAUUUUCAAUGCCUGUUGAAGCAAAAAUUUGUGCUCUUGUGCAAAAAAGGCUUAUCGGAAAAGAUUUUUUGGGAAGAACAGUAAAAUUUUCAUUCUUUGCAAAUGUUUCAAAUUAGAAAGAUGGAAUCUACUGCUCUUGUAUGUAGGCUACGAUAUCAGGAAAACAGCAAAUAUAAAACGUAAAGUAAAUUAGCUUCAAAAGAUUUUUUGUGUACAGGUUAUUGUUUCAACGUGAUUCUUGAAACCAAAAUGUCAGAUAAAUGUGAUGUCUUUGUGUUCAACAGAACUACCCUAUUGUCAUUUAUCUGGACGAAAAUAAAAUUUGUUCCGUCAUUAAAUUCCAUCAUCUUUUCCUUUAAUAAUGUACUGAUAAGUUAGAUAUUUCUUAUUUUAUUUACUAUACUUUUUUUUUUACUUUAUUUUCUUAAAGUAUUCUUGACAUUGGUACCAAU
This is a messenger RNA of Uloborus diversus, 2269 nucleotides long. Its product is annotated as sodium/potassium/calcium exchanger 4-like. Lineage: Eukaryota; Metazoa; Arthropoda; Arachnida; Araneae; Uloboridae. The transcript has 10 exons. Gene Ontology annotation, cellular component: membrane. The record is from RefSeq and is a predicted model, not a curated record. Gene Ontology annotation, molecular function: calcium channel activity; calcium, potassium:sodium antiporter activity. Bases 1 to 1494 code for a protein of 497 amino acids. Gene Ontology annotation, biological process: intracellular calcium ion homeostasis; calcium ion transmembrane transport.